Molecule: messenger RNA, 3959 nt
Organism: Ceratitis capitata (Mediterranean fruit fly)
Lineage: Eukaryota; Metazoa; Arthropoda; Insecta; Diptera; Tephritidae
Gene: Ncc69
Product: bumetanide-sensitive sodium-(potassium)-chloride cotransporter
Exons: 19
Coding region: 117-3623 (1168 amino acids)
Biological process (GO): potassium ion import across plasma membrane; sodium ion homeostasis; chloride transmembrane transport
Cellular component (GO): membrane
Molecular function (GO): sodium:potassium:chloride symporter activity
Source: RefSeq, a predicted model, not a curated record
AAUCAACCGCCUUCAACGACGAAGACCUACACGCACACAUAUAAACACAUACAUCAACUAAAUAUUUAGUAAAAAUUAUAAUAUAAAUAGUAUAUAUUUAAGUAAAAAAAAAAAAUAUGUCUGAUUUUUCAUCAUACGAAAUGAGCUCAGUCGAUCGUCCAGUGAAUCGCUUUCAAGUGAAUCCUGUUAAUCAUAAUAAGCCAAACGAGACAAUACAAUUAGAUGUGCCACAAGAGGUCUAUCGUCGUUUAGUCAAUAGCGACGGCGAGCCGUUAGAGGAUGAUACUUUCAAUGAAGAUGCUACGGAAAUCUUAAAUAAACAAAAUCUACAACGUACACAGAGGCAAUCGAUAAAAAGUAGUUUUCGAGAUAAAGAUAAACCAUCGAGAUUCAAAGAUCAAUCGCAAACCACACGAUUCCAAGUAGCACCGCCAAAUGAGGAAGACUCAGACGACUCAAGCGGUUCAAAGGAUGAUCGUGAAUUAUUGGAAAAUGAAUAUGACACGAAGUAUGGCAAAAGUUUUCGACACUUUACACGCGAAGCAUUACCCAGAUUGGAUAAUUAUCGGAACAUAAUGUCCAUACAAGCCGCCUACCGUCCCACGCUGGACGAAUUGCACAAUGCAACCUUGACCGGAAAGUCCGCCAGCUUAAAUCGCAAUCAGGAUCCGGAGGCGGGCAAUAUGAAUGGUUCACUUAAAUUUGGUUGGAUUAAAGGCGUCUUAAUCCGUUGUCUACUCAACAUUUGGGGUGUUAUGCUAUUCUUACGACUCAGUUGGGUUGUGGGACAAGCUGGUAUCGUUGAGGGGUUUAUUUUGAUUUUAACAACAACAGUGGUUACUAGUGUUACCUCCCUGUCGAUGUCGGCAAUCAGUACGAAUGGUGUUAUUAAAGGAGGUGGGACAUAUUAUAUGAUAUCACGCUCACUGGGUCCCGAAUUCGGCGGAUCCAUUGGCCUGAUAUUUUCCUUAGCAAAUGCUGUCGCCUGUGCUAUGUACGUUGUUGGUUUUUGCGAAUCUAUGUUAGAUUUGUUAAAAAGUUUUGGACUCAGUAUUAUUGAUGGCGGUAUACAAGAUGUGCGAAUUAUUGGCUGUAUUACCAUUACCAUACUACUUGUUAUUGUUGUUGUUGGUAUGGAAUGGGAGGCAAAGGCACAAAUUGGCUUACUCAUCAUCCUGUUAGUAGCUAUAGCCGAUUUCCUCAUUGGCUCUCUAAUUGGUCCGAAGAGCGAACUUGAAAAGGCUGAGGGCUUUAUCGGCUACAAUUAUACGAUAUUCAAGCAAAACCUUUUUUCCGAUUACCGCGUUGAAAAUGGCGUACAUCAUGAUUUCUUUUCGGUAAUAGCUAUUUUCUUCCCCGCAGCCACGGGCAUUUUGGCUGGUGCUAAUAUCUCUGGUGAUUUAAAAGAUCCUCAAAAAUCCAUUCCAAAAGGUACUCUUAUAGCUAUCUUAAUCUCGACCGCCACCUAUCUCUUUAUGGUCCUCGUGUGUGCUGCUACUGUGGCUCGGGAUGCCACUGGAAACCUGGCAGAUGUUGCCAAUGGUUCCUUUGCUUUUCUAAACUGCACCGAGCCAGGCCAAUGCCAUUAUGGUCUGCAAAACUCAUUUCAAGUGAUUGAGCUUGUCUCUGGUUUUGGUCCUUUAAUCUAUGCUGGUUGCUUUGCGGCAGCUAUCUCUUCAGCCCUAGCCAGUUUAGUCUCGGCGCCAAAAGUAUUUCAGGCGCUUUGUAAAGAUGAACUCUAUCCAAAGAUUGUGUGGUUUGCCAAGGGUUAUGGUAAAAAUAACGAACCCUUCCGCGGAUAUGUGCUAACAUUCAUUAUUGCUGUUGCCUUCAUUUUAAUUGGUGAACUCAACUUGAUCGCUCCGCUCAUCUCGAACUUCUUCCUAGGUGCCUACACACUCAUCAAUUUCAGUACUUUUCAUGCUAGCUUAGCUAAACCCGUUGGUUGGCGACCAACCUUCAAGUAUUACAAUAUGUGGCUUAGCUUGGUCGGUUCAAUACUGUGUGUCGCCGUUAUGUUCCUCAUCUCUUGGGUAACGGCGCUUAUCACCUUUGCAGCGGUGUUGGCACUAUACUUAAUUGUUGCAUAUCGCAAGCCGGAUGUUAAUUGGGGUUCCACCACGCAAGCACAAACUUAUAAGAACGCACUGAUGUCUGUGCAACAGCUGAAUAAUGUGGAAGAACAUGUGAAGAACUAUAGACCACAGAUACUUGUACUAUCGGGUUUACCAAACACGCGUCCAGUGCUGGUCGAUUUCGCCUAUAUGCUGACAAAAAAUCUUUCUCUACUUGUUUGUGGUCACGUGAUUCGUGGUACGAGCUCUCAACGUUAUAGAAAUUAUUUACAAGAUCGUGCUACAACCUGGUUCCGUAAACAUAAUAUCAAGGGUUUCUAUUCGCUUGUGGACGGUGAGGACUUCGAGUCCGGUACGCGUGCGCUAAUGCAGGCUUGUGGUAUUGGAAAGCUAAAGCCAAAUAUUUUACUUAUGGGUUAUAAAAAUGAUUGGCAGACCUGCGAUAAGAAGGAGUUGGAUCAGUAUUUUAAUAUAAUGCAUAAGGCUUUGGACAUGUAUUUAUCUGUGGCCAUUCUACGUUUACCCACCGGCUUGGACUGUUCACAGAUUUUGGGCGAUGAAAGUAGUGCCGCUAAAAUUGUAAAUGAUAUUCCACGAACAUUGCAGCCGAAUGAGAGUUCGGCUGAUUUAAUGUCGGCAGAUAGAAGUGUGCAGAAUGGCUUGAGCGGCAGCAUGGAUUCGCUUAGUCGAAAUGUAUCACAAGAUGCCGGAGACUCACCUAAUACAGAGAAUGGCUUGAAACAAUUAAAAACUUCCAGCACCAGCGAUUUAUCAUUCAUGACAGGAACCCAAGUUAAAGAAGUAUCUGGUUUGCCCGAUCCAGUUGAUCCAAAGUCCCCACAACUACUGACCAAUUCGCUACGAAAGCCAAAGCAGAAACAUAAUGAUCCAGCCUUCUUGUAUAAGGGUCCUGGUGGCGUUGAGCUUCCAAAGGAAAUAUUGAUGGAGCUGACACAGUUCACACGCAAGCGCAGUCAUGCUGUAAUCGAUGUUUGGUGGUUAUAUGACGAUGGCGGUCUAACCCUACUUUUGCCUUAUAUAAUCAGUACGCGUCGCACUUGGCAAUCGUGUAAAUUGAGGGUAUACGCUUUGGCUAACAAAAAGGCUGAAUUGGAGUUUGAACAACGUUCAAUGGCAAGUUUAUUAUCCAAAUUUCGUAUUGACUACUCAGAUUUGACGUUGAUUCCCGAUAUCACGAAGAAACCACAAGAAUCCACAACCACUUUCUUUAAUGAACUUAUUAAGGACUUUGUUAGUAGUGAAAAGGAGAAUGGACCCUCGAAUGUAGCAACCGAAGAGGAAUCCAUAAUCACCGAAGAUGAUUUGAUGGCCGUUCAAGACAAAACCAAUCGCUAUUUGCGACUUCGCGAAUAUUUACAUGAACAAUCAAUGAAAUCCGAUUUGGUUGUAAUGACGCUACCAAUGCCACGUAAAAAUAUUGUUUCCGCACCGUUAUAUAUGGCAUGGUUGGAGAGUUUGAGCCGUGAUAUGCCACCCUUCCUGUUUGUGCGUGGCAAUCAAACGAGUGUUUUAACAUUUUAUUCAUAGAAAAUUACACCCUUACGUAUACAUACAUAUGUACAUAUGGACGUACACAUUGUAUGUACUCGUAUGUUCAUUGUAGGUAUUGAUAAAGUUAUGAGUACAAUAUCAUUUCCAAAGUAUUGUUUAUAUAAGCAAAAAGAUUUUCAGCUUUCAUCAAUUGUUUUCGUUUUUUGUCUGAUUUGUUAUAUUUAUUUGAUGUUUUUUUUUAAUGUAAAAACUAGAAAUAAUGUUUAAAACUUUUUUCCGAUGUAAAAAUUAAAGUGAUUAUUUAUGUAUGAUAUAUGAAUAAGAUGAUAUUUUGCAAAAUAAACGACGGCGUAAGCUUUAAAGAGCACAGAA